Messenger RNA from Rana temporaria (common frog), 807 nucleotides. Its product is annotated as protein TsetseEP-like. NCBI's taxonomy places the organism in Eukaryota, Metazoa, Chordata, Amphibia, Anura, Ranidae. The coding region runs from base 1 to 807 and encodes 268 amino acids. The record is from RefSeq and is a predicted model, not a curated record. The transcript has 4 exons.
AUGAACCUAAUGACCCAAAGAAAGCUGGAGCAACAGUUCUAUCCUGUAGAGAGGAAUACAUCGAAGGCAGAUGUUCCAACUACCAGCAAAAACAAAGACAAAAAUUCUAGCUUUCAGAAAGCUGACAGAGCCAAAUUAUGGUUUGCACCAGGAACACUGACCACAUGGCGUUUGUAUAGUCUCGCCAUGCGGGUUUCCUCCAAGUUCUCCAAUUCCCUCUUACAAUUCCUAAACACACUGGCCCAGAUUCAUCCAGAGCAGAUGCUGCCAUUUUUCUGUACCCAUGUUUCUAAGUUUUUGAACCCAAGCCUAAACUCAAGUCUGACCUCAAGCCUGAUCCCAAGCCUGAUCCCAAAUCUGAACUCAAGCCUAAUCCCAAGUCUGAUCCUAAGCCUAAAACCCAAGCCUAAACUCAAGCCUGAACCCAAGCCUAAACUCAAGCCUGAACCCAAGCCUAAACUCAAGCCUGAUCCAAAGCCUGAACUCAAGCCCAAACUCAAGCCUGAUCCUAAGCCUGAACUGAAGCCUGAGCCCAAGUCUGAACCCAAGCCUGAACUCAAGUCUGAUCGGAAGCCUGAACCCAAGCCUGAUCCUAAGUCUGAUCCAAAGCCUGAACCCAAUCCUGAACUCAAGCCUGAUCCAAAGCCUGAACCCAAGCCUGAACUCAAGCCUGAGGCCAAGUCUGGUCGAAAGCCUGAACUUAAGCCUGAGCCCAAGUCUAAUCCAAAGCCUGAACUCAAGCCUGAGCCCAAGACUGAUCCUAAGCCUGAUCCAAAGCCUGAUCCCAAGCCCAAACUCAAGCCCUAA